AUGUCCUGCUGCUUUUGCGUCAACACCGCCUCACUUGGCAUUGUGGAGAGCUUCGGGAAGUUCGAGCGCGUCGCCGCACCGGGGUGCCAUUGCCUCAUUCCGUGCGUCGAGACGGUGCGGGGGAGAGUGACGGUGAAGCUUCAGUUUUCCUCAGUGAAUGUCGAGACAAAGACAAAGGACAACGCACUGGUUCUCAUCACGGCGUGUCUGCACUACCGUGUCCUGCCAUCGGAGGCAUCCAACGCCUUCUAUCGCUUUUCGAACCCGAGGGAGCAGAUUGCGAGCUUCGCGGCCAAUGUCAUCCGCGGCGAGGUGCCGAAGUACACACUGGAUGAGAUUUUUGUGAUGUCGCGGAAUAUCAAGCAGACGGUCGAGGAGGAGCUGAAGGAGCGGCUCAGCCAAUACGGCUUUGCGCUGGAGGCAACGCUUGUGACCCGGAUUGAGCCGACACAGGAGCUCCAGGUGGCCAUUGAACAGACACAGCUCAAUGCGUAUCGCCGCACUGCCGCGGAGCACAAGGCUGAGCUGGACAAAAUUGUCGAAAUUAAGGCUUCAGAGGCGGCGUUUGAGGAGAAGCGUCUCGCUGGCGUUGGACUCGCCGAGGAGCGCAGGGCAAUCAUGGAGGGCCUGCAGAGCAGCAUCGAGUCGUUUGUCGACGGCGUGCCCGGUGUUGGUGCACGCGACGUGGUGCAGUUGUUGCUCAUGAACCAGUACUUUGACUCGCUGAAGGAGGUGGGAAACACGGGGAAUAACCAGGUAGUGCUGCUGCCUCCAAAAGGGAGUCAGUCGCUCCUGACGGACUUGUUGGCGGCGCAGAGGACCAAUGUGUCCAUGCGCUGA
Molecule: messenger RNA, 840 nt
Organism: Trypanosoma rangeli
Lineage: Eukaryota; Euglenozoa; Kinetoplastea; Trypanosomatida; Trypanosomatidae
Product: hypersensitive-induced reaction protein 1
Exons: 1
Coding region: 1-840 (279 amino acids)
Source: RefSeq, a predicted model, not a curated record